AUGGUUAAGGACCUUGAUCCUGAUGACCUAAAAUUUACGAAUAAUAAUGGUGUCCCUUUGCACAUUGUGGGAUGGCUUACCAGUGGGAUUUUUACACUCCAAGCUUCUAUUAUUACUUUAUAUUUAAUAAAACAGCAUUGGAAAUAUUAUUAUGAGCCAAGUCAACAAAGAUACAUAGUCCGACUACUUUUAAUUGUUCCCAUGUAUACAAUUUUAAAUUGGUUAUCAUAUUUUUUCUUUCGUGCUUCCGUAUACAUCGAUACUCUCAGAGACGCUUAUCAAGCCUAUGCCAUAAUUAGUUUCUUUAAUCUUCUUCUUCAAUGUUUGGGAGAAAAUGAUGAUAUUCGUAUGCAAAAAUUAAGCAAUAUAAAAUCUACUAGAUCACCAGUACCGUUUUGUUGUAUAUAUUUCAAUCCGAGCGAGCAUAAAACACUUCUUAAACGAUUGAGGAUUGGUAUAUUACAAUAUGUAUUUAUAUUAUAUGCCACCACCUUUAUUGCGUUGAUAUUACAAGCCGCAGGAGUUUAUUGCCAGCAAUCGUAUUCUAUAUAUUUUCCUCAAAUUUAUUUAAUGACUGUGCAAACAAUUUCAGGAUUCAUCGCAAAUAUAUGUAUGAAUAUGUUGUUCAUGCCUGUUCAAGAGAUCCUCGCUAAUGAUUAUCCUUGGUUUUUGAGAAAUAUAUGUGUAAAUACGGUACUUUUCUUAGUUACUUAUCAAGGUCAUGCCUUAGGAUUUCUCGUAUUCUUGGGGUAUAUUCGAGAAACAAAGUAUUGGACUGCACACAACAUUUCAACGGGAAUACAAGCAGUCAUGGUAUCUAUUGAAUUCACUAUACUAUCAUUAAUCCAAAUGAGAGCAUUUCGUUACAAAGAUUACCGUCCGGAUUCUCGUGAACCAACCCUAAUUUUAGAAUCCAUGAAAGAUGCAUUGAUUCCCAUUGAUUUGUAUCGUGACUUUAUUCAUGCAAUUCGAUAUAUCUAUAAUCGAGCGUUGAGAAGACCGACAACAUCAGAUAUUUGGCCUAACGAUAGACCAACUGUUGAACCAACACCUCCUCCAAAACCGACUUUCUUUGAUCGAUUUACGAAUCUAUUCAUGAAACCUUGGUAUAGGCCGCAAGAAAAUGUUCCUAUACAACCGCAAAAACCACCAACACCGGUUCAUAAGAUUAAAAUUGGGAAUAUGGAAGUCUUAUGGAAGAAAAAACAAACCAAUAAGGCUAAUGAUAAUAAAGUGUAA
This is a messenger RNA of Cetraspora pellucida, 1239 nucleotides long. Lineage: Eukaryota; Fungi; Glomeromycota; Glomeromycetes; Diversisporales; Gigasporaceae. The record is from the annotation of a GenBank genome assembly.